This is a messenger RNA of Seriola aureovittata, 1456 nucleotides long. It is a transcript of the gene dcun1d1, whose product is annotated as DCN1, defective in cullin neddylation 1, domain containing 1 (S. cerevisiae). Gene Ontology annotation, biological process: positive regulation of ubiquitin-protein transferase activity; protein neddylation. The record is from RefSeq and is a predicted model, not a curated record. Lineage: Eukaryota; Metazoa; Chordata; Actinopteri; Carangiformes; Carangidae. Gene Ontology annotation, molecular function: ubiquitin-like protein binding; ubiquitin conjugating enzyme binding; cullin family protein binding. The transcript is spliced from 7 exons. The coding region runs from base 64 to 912 and encodes 282 amino acids. Gene Ontology annotation, cellular component: ubiquitin ligase complex.
AUCACCGUGAAGCGAUUAAUUAUGUGCUUUUAAUUUGAAGAGGUAUCCUUCAUCCGGAAAAAAAUGUACGUGACUCGUGAAAACUUUACACGCGUUAGCCAGCUGGAUGGGAGGAGAGGGAGUCGGGCGAAGACAAACAUGAACAAGCUGAAGUCCUCACAGAAGGAUAAAGUUCGCCAGUUCAUGAUUUUCACACAAUCCAAUGAGAAGACUGCACUGACCUGUCUGUCACAGAAUGACUGGAAACUAGAUGUUGCCACGGACAAGUUUUUCCAAAAUCCAGAGCUCUAUGUUUCACAUCUAAAGGGAGUCUUAGACAAGAAGAAGCUCGAGCAGCUGUACAACAGAUACAGAGAUCCUCAUGAUGACAACAAGAUCGGCAUUGACGGGAUCCAGCAGUUCUGUGAUGACCUGGGUUUGGAUCCAGCCAGUAUAAGUGUCCUCCUCAUAGCCUGGAAGUUCAGAGCAGCAACACAGUGCGAGUUCUCAAAACAGGAGUUCAUGGAUGGCAUGGCUGAACAAGGGUGUGACAGUAUAGAGAAGUUAAAAGCUCAGCUGCCAAAGAUGGAGCAAGAGUUAAAGGACCAAGGGAAAUUUAAGGACUUUUACCAGUUUACAUUUAAUUUUGCAAAGAAUCCCGGCCAGAAAGGUUUGGAUUUAGAAAUGGCAAUUGCAUAUUGGAAUUUAGUACUGGCUGGAAGAUUCAAGUUCUUGGACUUGUGGAACAAAUUUUUAGUUGAGCACCACAAAAGAUCAAUUCCUAAGGACACUUGGAACCUCUUACUAGACUUCAGCACAAUGAUCACAGAUGACAUGUCGAAUUAUGAUGAGGAAGGAGCAUGGCCUGUCCUUAUUGAUGACUUUGUGGAGUUUGCAAGGCCGCACAUCGGGACCAAAAGCACGGCGGUUUAAGGGCUGCUCUCACUGAAGGAGCAUCCAUGUGAGUUUUCUACAAAAUAGAGUGCAGUGAAAGGAGGACAAGGGGACCACACUGAGCUGAGAACUAUGUUGCCUUUUCAACCCUCAGGACUGAAAUAUUUUACACAGCAGAGACUUUAUAUAUGUGUGUGUGUAUGUACAUAUAUAAAAAGGCAUCUCUCUUUGUUGGUCAGCUUGUUGUGGUUUGGAACUUUUAUCUAAAGUAUUGGGCUUUUUUGUGUGUGCUCAAGCCAACUACAGAGGAGCCACCAUCUUUGCCCACGAGGUUUGGCUCAAAAGCAGGUAGAUAGACACAACUUUGAAUUGUAAUGUAAAUUGGAGGAUUCGAGAGGAGAUGUCAAUCCUUAAAUAUUGAAUUUUAACACUUGUGUGCAUUCCUGAUUUUGCUUUUGUUUUACAAUACAUUUGUGUGACAAGUCAGUAUAAAACAUUGAUUGUAAUUUUUUAAGCAUAAUGCUGUUUGUUUAAACACAAAUGUAUAAAGAUAAAAUAAAUGUUUCAAUUUGGUAUCUUUAAA